Molecule: messenger RNA, 492 nt
Organism: Hyaloperonospora brassicae
Lineage: Eukaryota; Oomycota; Peronosporomycetes; Peronosporales; Peronosporaceae
Source: the annotation of a GenBank genome assembly
AUGAUUAAGGGCAUCUUGAUCGUCAAUAAUCACGGCAAGCCACGCAUUGUCAAGUUCUACGAGCACGUGCCCGAUGCAGAGCAGCAGGCUGUGAUUCGAGACAUUUACGCGCAAGUGUCCAAGCGGCCCGACACGCUGUGUAACUUUCUGGAGGGCACCGUGCGGUAUUGGGGCGACGGCGUGAAGCUCAUUUACCGGCACUAUGCGACGCUGUACUUUGUCUUUGCGGUCGACAAACAGGAGAGCGAUCUGGGGAUACUGGAUCUGAUUCAAGUGUUUGUGGAGACGCUCGACAAGAUCUUUGAAAACGUGUGCGAGCUCGAUCUGAUCUUCCACAGCGACAAGAUCCACUAUGCGCUGGACGAGAUCGUCAUGGGCGGAAUGGUACUGGAGACCAACAUCAACGAGGUCCUGACGGCGGUGAACGAGAUGAACCGCCUGGACAGCCUCUCGUCCAGACGUUCACUGACUCAAGCCGCCAUCAAGAAAUGA